Molecule: messenger RNA, 1638 nt
Organism: Dothidotthia symphoricarpi CBS 119687
Lineage: Eukaryota; Fungi; Ascomycota; Dothideomycetes; Pleosporales; Dothidotthiaceae
Product: IMP dehydrogenase
Exons: 3
Coding region: 1-1638 (545 amino acids)
Biological process (GO): GTP biosynthetic process
Cellular component (GO): cytoplasm
Molecular function (GO): IMP dehydrogenase activity
Source: RefSeq, a predicted model, not a curated record
AUGCCCAUCUCCAACGGCGACGCCAUGACCAACACCGCAGUCGACGCCCUGGACUACUCCAAGGCUGUAGAGGUGCUCAAGAACGAGUACUCUGAGCGCGAUGGAAUCGACGUCAAGACGCUGAUCGACUCCAAGAGGAACGGUGGCUUGACGUACAAUGACUUUCUCGUGCUCCCUGGGUACAUCGGGUUCCCCGCCUCUGAAGUCACCCUCGACACGCCCAUCACGAAGCGCAUCACACUGAAGACACCGUUCGUCUCUUCGCCCAUGGACACAGUCACUGAGCACAACAUGGCUAUCCACCUUGCCUUGCUCGGUGGACUCGGUGUGAUCCACCACAACUGCUCCCAGGACGACCAGGCCGAGAUGGUGCGCAAGGUGAAGCGCUUCGAGAACGGCUUCAUCCUCGACCCUGUCGUUAUCUCCCCCAAGACCACCGUCGCUGAGGCCAAGGCGCUCAAGGACAGGUGGGGUUUUGGCGGUUUCCCAGUCACAGAGGACGGCACUCUUCGAUCCAAACUCGUUGGCAUCAUCACUCCCCGAGACAUCCAGUUCCACGACAACGUGAACGACGCGGUCACCGCGGUCAUGUCCACCGAUCUUAUCACCGCUCGCCACGGCGUCGAACUCAAGGAAGCCAACGACAUUCUCAACAAGUCCAAGAAGGGCAAGCUUCCCAUCGUGGACGAGAACUUCAACCUGAUUGCGCUUCUCUCCCGUUCCGACUUGAUGAAGAACCUGAACUUCCCGCUUGCAUCCAAGCUUCCACACUCCAAGCAGCUUAUCGCAGCUGCUGCCAUCGGUACUCGACCAGAAGACAAGACCCGUCUGCAGAAACUCGUUGAUGCUGGCCUUGACAUCGUCAUCCUUGACAGCAGCCAGGGCAACAGCAUGUACCAGGUCGAGAUGAUCAAGUACAUCAAGGAGAAAUACCCUGAGCUCGAUGUGAUUGGCGGAAACGUCGUCACGCGAGACCAGGCUGCUGCGCUUAUUGCCGCAGGUGUUGACGGUCUCCGAAUUGGCAUGGGAAGCGGAAGCGCUUGCAUUACGCAGGAGGUCAUGGCCGUCGGCAGACCCCAGGCCACCUCAGUCUACAACGUCACCUCGUUCGCCAAGCGCUUUGGUGUGCCUUGCAUCGCGGACGGCGGUAUUCAGAACGUUGGGCACAUUGUCAAGGGUCUUGCUAUGGGCGCCUCGACUGUUAUGAUGGGUGGUCUCCUUGCUGGUACCACCGAGUCUCCUGGCGAGUACUUUGUCAGCCGUGACGGUCAGCUUGUCAAGGCUUACCGUGGUAUGGGCAGUAUCGCUGCCAUGGAGGACAAGAAGGCCGGAGCUGGCAACGCAGACUCAAAAGCAAGCAACGCUGGUACCGCGCGCUACUUUUCCGAGGGCGAUCGCGUUCUCGUCGCACAGGGUGUCUCUGGAUCCGUCCAGGACCGCGGUUCCAUCACCAAGUUCGUACCCUACCUCAUGGCUGGUGUCCAGCACUCGCUCCAGGAUAUUGGCAUCAAGAGCAUCACCGAGCUUCGUGAGGGUGUCACGGACGGCACCGUAAGAUUUGAGCUGCGAACUGCCAGCGCGCAGGCUGAGGGUGGCGUUCACGGUCUGCACAGCUUCGACAAGAAGCUCUACUCAUAG